AUGUCUACGCAUUUGCAGGUACUACCAUCGCUACCAAUCUUACGACUUCUUUUUAGAAAGGAAUAGAUCUCGUCCAACAGGCUACGGCCGAGGAUAAGAAUAAAAAUUACGAAGAAGCUCUUCGUCUGUAUCAAAUUGGCGUAGAACAUCUGCUGCAUGCUAUGCGAUGUUAGUCUUUUUGAUCCUCAUUUCUUUGAAGAUGAAGCUCAGGGCGAGAAAUCAAAGGAUGCCGUCCGCAGGAAAGUUGCGCAAUAUCUUGAGCGCGCCGAAAAAAUAAAGGACUAUCUCUCAACUCCCAAAGAGGACGUGCGUACUAUAUAGUCUCUUAAAAAUAGUUAUUUUUCACUCUUCCGACCUUCUAGCAGUACUUCGGGUGCCUACGUCUUUGUUUUCACGUUCUUGUGAGAUAAUUUCGCCGUUUUGGUUGAUGCGACAUCCAUGGACCCUGCACAUGGCUCCCGAUUUUAUUACUGGCGUCCUACACUAGAUAAGAUUGCUGUUUGACGUACCUUAACCUGAAAUCAGCGAUGCUCGUGGUUUUGCGACAGUCGGCCCGACCGACAUUUUCGUCAUCUUUCUUGUUACGUUCCUUCAUGACGUAUUUUGCUGUCUGUAUGCAGAUAAGAAAUUUUUGUCAUGGCACUGUCAUGUGGGCUGGUUUAAGGCCAUAGGCUCUAGAGCAAAUACCUGGGAUAUGGGCAUUGUUUUUACUGUUUUAUCUCUGCAACUAUCCCUUUCGUAUUAUAUUACAAAACCAUCGGACAGGCUUAACUAGUUCUCCAAUUCAUCUUCAGUAUGCGGGUGUGUAAUGACGAGAUCUUUGCUCAGGGUUUGCCGAAUAAAUUGCCGGUCGCUAUGACCUUUUCCACUCCUAUCAAACACGAUUAUUCCGUACGCACAGACCUUUACUAUAGCCGCAUUUCUCAGCCAUCUUGCUACUGUUUUCCCACCCUCAGUGAUCCCCUUAUAGUUUACUGUUUCUCACACUACCAGGGAUCAAUGCAACCCAAUCUCUUCAGUUUGAGUACUGUGAGCUCAAAUAUUCAAAGUUUCCUCAGCUGUGCGCUGCAGAUGAAAGGUCUUUACGCGAUACUGGUCUUACCGUUUAGCCGUUAUCAUGUUGUUUCAGGGCUGAUUUCCUCGACACGAUAGUUACUGUAAUUUAAAAGUAUUCAACUUUAUAGCUGACAGCACUGCGGCAUAUUCGUGUGCUUAUUGACAGUAUGUCAUAUCUAUUUUUGUGCCGUAAACAGAAGACGUCGAACGGUGGUGCCAUUGAGAAGAAACGUACCGGUAACUCGAAGGAUGACAAGGAAGACGAUGGAGAAAAGACCAAACUCCAGAGCCAACUGCAAGGUGCUAUUGUCAUGGAAAAGCCAAACAUACGGUGGGACGAUGUCGCAGGCUUGGAUUUGGCGAAGGAAGCCCUGAAGGAGGCUGUUAUACUACCUAUCAAAUUUCCUCAUCUUUUUACCGGCAAACGCACUCCUUGGAGGGGGAUUCUCCUCUAUGGGGUAGGCCUUUUACUUUCUGUGUCUAUCCUCAAAGUAGCGUAAGUCUUUGGAAGUGCGCUUUUAACUUAUGUCCCCGCAUUUGCGUCCUGCCCAACUUAUUAUUUUGUGAACCACGUAGUCGACGAUCUUUGAUGAUGACAGCUUGCAACGAAUCUUGUGGAAAUUGUUGCUUGAGUCCAUCACUUAUCUCCCCUCAUUUCAACUUUGCUUGUUGUACGAAUGAAUUCUAGAAUAUCAGAGAUCCGACCACACCCAUUAGUUGAUCUGAGCACCUUUUGUGCUCUGAGUGUUUCCACAAGCUGUUCACUGACAGACCAUUUCCUGCUAACUUCAUCCACCUAUCCGUUUGAAACAGAAGGCACAUACCUAGAUAGGUAUCUCCGUAGGGACAUGUACCCAUCAAAUGCGUCGAAAUUCGCUAACUACCCUCACCUAGUUUGAUCUAUCAUUUCGCAACUGUUACUGGGUUGUGGUGGCCAUGCAUGCUUCGUUCACACUUUGGCUGCAGUUGCGAACUUGGUCUUAGUGUAGCCUAUCGAGCCAAACACAACUGCCCUUUGUUAAGACUUUACGUCUGCCAUUCCAUCGUAAAGGCCACUUCCCUAAUCAGUUGCAGCAUGUCUUUCUUGUGCAGCAGUAGCUUCUAACUUAUAAUGACUAAAUGCAUGCAUAUUUAUCAGAUAACUAGUUAAAUUCUGUGUCACCUUGAAGUCACUGACACAGUUGAGCAGUUGACACAGUUUCACCUAGUAUCUUUCAGUGUCUCGAAGGUCCGCCAGAAGUAGUAGAAGCACAAGCCUGUAUGUCCCACUGUGGGUCUUCCAGAUUACGUGUUUCUAAUAGGGAGAUUAUUUAAAUUAGGAAGCCUCGUAUGGCAGGGCGUAUGCGCCCUCCGCCUGCGCCCCUCCCCCGUGAUUAAGCAAACUGGGACCUAUCGGAGCGACUGUCUUCGUAAUCUUUGUUCGAUAGCCAUGAAGACUCAUGCUUUGGCACACCUCGAUGACAAAGUUUCACUCACAUUUGUGUCAAUUUUACGGCUUUCUACAAAAAUAUGUCGGCCCUUCUGUUCACAGCUAAACAAACCCAACAAUUUUUUUAUCCCUUUAGCCUCCGGGUACGGGUAAAUCCUAUCUGGCCAAGGCAGUCGCCACGGAGGCCAACAACUCCACUUUCUUUUCCAUCUCCAGUUCAGAUCUGGUGAGCAAGUGGCUAGGCGAGUCCGAGAAACUGGUCAAGAAUCUUUUCGAGUUGGCUCGCCAAAAUCGUCCCAGCAUUGUCUUUAUCGACGAAGUAGACUCCCUCUGCGGAUCGCGUAACGAGAAUGAAUCGGAGUCCGCACGCCGAAUAAAAACUGAAUUCCUCGUUCAAAUGCAGGUAUUGCAGAGGGCCAGGAUCACUGGCAACACUGGCUUAAAAUAUUUAUUGAUCAUUGAAGCCUUCUUAUGCCCAGGAGUUCUUUUCAGCUAAGACGUUUAGCUAUUAACUCUCUACUCCCACCUGCCGAUCACUUGUACUGGGUCGCCCGUGCCGGUUUUCAGUAUUUCCAUACGACAGCCUACGUGGCAUGAUUGUAUUUUGAUUGUGAUAGCCAGAAGACGGCUUCUCUUAAGGCCGAUAUGGACGCCCACGUUCUCCCAAAGCAAUGCGUAACUUUUACAACUGGUGGUUGUGUAUUUAUCUAUUUCAUCGUCUUCAUAGUUGAUUUUCAUUUUUGCGUGUGCCGUGUUUGUGUGGGUGCGCGCACCCUUCCGGGCUGUAUCCUUUGUCUUCUGCUGUAGCCAUAGACUUUUCCCAUCGGAUUCUAUUAGCUUUUGUUCGCACUUUGACGCGUCGGAAUCCACUAUACUAUCUUAUUUUUCACACAGCCGCAAGUGAAAGACAGGUGCGCUGCCCUAAACGUAGUCCUCAUGUGCAUAGAUGGUUUUAGUAUUCAUGGCACUAUCAAGUUUAUUUUACAUAUCCGAAUUGGUGUGUUUAAAUAGUCUUUCUUACAUAUCUGCCCCGAGCAAGGGUGUAAACAAUGACAAUGAGAACGUGCUCGUCCUCGGCGCUACGAACAUUCCAUGGACCCUAGAUUCGGCCAUUCGUCGACGGUUUGAGAAGCGUAUUUACAUCCCACUUCCUGAGGCUCCAGCCCGCGCACAAAUGUUCAAACUACACCUUGGCACAACACCCCACUCUCUCACAGAGGCCGACUUCCGGGAGCUGGGCAACCGCACACAGGGCUAUUCAGGCGCCGAUAUCUGCAUCGUCGUUCGUGAUGCCUUAAUGGCACCCAUCCGGAAGGUGCAGUCUGCAACUCACUUCAAGAAGGUUGGUCUAUAUAAUGUACUCUUCAUGUCUUUCCGUCUUUGCCCCCUACAAAGGACCACGCGGGAUUUGUGUUGGGCCAACACGCGGGCUAGGUCGGGGUUAGGCACGCGUUCCUGGACCGCGCAUCCACAACAAAUACCGUAUACGGGGGUGUGGUUGUAUGCCUCGGAGCAGGCUUACGCCGCGCCGGAUACCCGCGUCCGAUCCCAUCUCCUUUUUCAAUUCUAUCUUGACACAGGGCCCAGGUGGGUAAGGGGGAGUGUGAUAGACGCUGUGCAAGUCUGCUAUCGCUAAACUAAUUCAUGUGCAAGCCACCGUCCCUGUGCUUACCCUGCUGUUGGGCACACGGUGGACAUCGUCGUCAACGACGGUUGAACUGUCGUGUUUCCGUCCACACGUGUUUUGCACAUCUGACCAGCCAUGUAGGUGGUUGAAUUCUUCCCUAUUCGGUCGUGCUUUAUUGUCGGGCCGAAACUUGGAUAACCUGUGCAACCCUGUUUUCAUGUGUUUAGUCACCGAGCUACGAAAGUAGCUUCUGACUUCGUGGUUUUGACACCAAAAGCAGAAUUUCACUGGAACCAUCGCACACUGCUAGCUAACACGAAAUUGUGCGUUUUCAGACGUAACUGACGUUUUAUAUGAAGUCGAACACCCUUUGUCAGAGGUAGUAAUUGCUUUGCCCCGCGCAGUAUUUAGAGGUAAUUGUGGCCUGUCACGAGGACAGGAUGAAAGAGAGGAACGGAGGGACAGGACCGCUUAGUGUUUUAGCUGCUGGCUACCUAGCGCGUCCACGAUGGGAGGGGAGGGGGGCAAUGAGGUGGUUUUAAUACAAUUCCAACUGCUAACUAGUUAAAGUUUUGUGUUCGGCGACUAAACGGUCCCAGACCCGCAGCCAAAUUACUAACGGGAUCUGGGCGUCGAUAUCUGGCACAUCAGCACUCAUAAAAUGUCACUAUCUGACGACUGAACCGAUAUAUGGCGAUCGUUAACCGCCGUUAAAUAGUUUCUUCACUCGUCUUGCGGUCAGGGCUUAUGGCCCAAAGGGCUUUGGGGAAAGAAUCUCGACUAAACUUACCGGGAGGCAAUUGGGAGGCUCUCAGAAUGCACUUGACUCCAAAAACUGUCACUACGUGUCAUUGGAAUUCGUGCCUCGACGUUGCAGGCGAUUGGCGCACCGUCCGAUCCAGGUUUAUCUUUGCAGGUACUUGGUGAUCAAUCUGAACUGUUUAAUUCAAAACGGAGCCUCAGUGACUAGUGCUAGUAUGAAUGACUGUCCCUUUGGCGCUGAUACCCAAAGUUUGACAAUACUCUGUCUCUCAAGAUUUCUUCGCCGUUAUCUUAUACUCGCUGCUGGCGGCCAAAACAGUCGGAUCGGAACAGGCGGAUCCCAAAAAUAGUCUCGUUACUGUCUACAUUUGUUUCAGUACUCGAUUCAAAACUCUAAAGGGCUGAAUAGCUUUGCCGACCAGAGCUACCCCCUUAUCAACGCAGCUUUCAAUAUUACAUCGAAUCCUCCCUGGUCUGAAAUUUCGGCGAUUUGUCUAAAGCCAGUCAGAUCUAUUGGAUUUUACUCGCUUUAAUGCCGCACAGCCAGGUUUAUUAUAACGGCUGGAUGCGUAUUGUGAGCACCGACAACGCCCCUGGAUCAGAUCGUAUCACUAUCCGCACACGUUUGAAGGCUCGCCGAAAUUUCUCGCGCCAGACCUAAUAUCGUAAGGUUGCGAUUGCUCAAUAUAGUUAGGUCCUUAAGACGCGGAUAAGGUCUUGCCUCAUAGUCAUCUACCAGUCACACUGACAUAAGCUGGCCAGUCCGCUAGGCAGCGGAAGAAGUUUUUGUCUUCAUCCAGCUGUGUCGCAAUGAUGCGAUUCGCAUUUCUUCUCAGGCGUCCACAGUUAUUACUUCUCCAACUUGUUUCGAAAAUGUUAACAGCGAACUCCAAAAACCUCUAUUAAUACUAUGCCGGAGUAAUGAUCUCGACGGAUCAGGUCUCGAGUGUUGGCCACACUCGAAGAGACUACCAACUUAUCUCACAGGUUGGUGGUAGGUGCUUUGGGAUAUGGAUGGUAACCAUUCCGAAAACGCAGCCGAUAUCGAUCGUUCUGCAAAUUUUGAUGACUAUCUGCUCAUAACCCUAUUCUAUCAGAAGCACAGUUUAGUCCUUUUUCAGUCUAAAAGGCGCACGUGGUCCCCUCCCUCCGAUGCGAGGUUACAACAACAACAGCAAUAAGAACCCUGGAGGAGAUGACAUACCUGCCGAAAUCUGGCGGUGACAUCGUCCCUUUUGCAUGAGUUGGUCGACUCUAACCAACUGAAUGAAUGAAAAAUCCUCUCUCUGCAUUGAGGGAAGAGAUAGAAUUAAGUAAAAAAAAUCCCGCAACACAAGUGUCUUUUCGUGGUCCUCAGGAGAUUUCAGGGUGCUUUUGAUUCCAGAGCGAAAUCAAAUCAAGCCGACUUCCUAACUAGGCGUGAAUGCGCAUGCUGUAUACUUACCCUUUGACUCCACGAAUUUCGCCGCAGCUUGCAGUGGCGUUCGACUGUCUGUCUUGCUCCUGCCCUCGAUUCCGCUUGCCGAGAGUACCUGGUAGAACUAAAUAACGUACUGGAAGAACUUAUUGUCAUCAAGGUGGUGAGCUCUACAUCCUCACCACAAGCGUCCAUCCCCUCAUGCUGCAAACGGCCCUUUGGGAAUGCAUCCGCACAUCUACCCUACUGAAUGCCUAAGUGACUGGGCUCUUCAGUGACCUCAACGCGACGCUAAUGACGUUGUGUAGGAGCUUUCUCCUCCCGGUGCGAUUAUCCCUCGGCAGGUGCACUCAGGACCUGUUCGUUCUAAUUCGCUGGCUGUCCAAAACCUCGGUUAAGUCGUGUGUUUUCGGGCAGUGGCUAGAUGGGGGCGACUAGCUGAAAGACUAAUUUCCUACACUGGAAGAUUUCAGGGUCUUGCCAAACAUCCGUAAGGUCUUAUUUGUUGGUAGCCAAAGUUAGCCACAUCACUACUCUUCGUGACAGUUUUUUUCCUCCGCCUAAUUAUAGGCCCUCUUCUAUGAAUAUAAUUACACCGUGAAUUAACCUUAUGAAUAUGGAUUAUUUAUAGUAGAUUUAUUAUUGCAAUCCGUCCCUCCCUCACCCGGGUCAAUGAGAUCUGACAUCCAAGCCCGUAUACGUCGCCUCGAUGUGAGUUAAAGUCUGACGGUCUGAAUGUGUCCACUGUCUGCUGGGUACGCCUGUUGGUGCUCCCAUUGGAAGGGUGUGACUAACAAAGACAAGGGGCGCAGGAAUCACUAUUUCUGGCUUGUUAAUUGUCACCAGCCGGCCCUACCCUAACAUCAGGCCGAACACCCGAAGUUUGAACUCAAGUCAGCUGACCAUUGGGCACUUUUAAGUCAAGAGCUAUCCCACUUGAUCAAUGGGCCCAAGUCCUGUUUCCUGCAACCGGGGACAUUCGGCCACAUGGGAGUGGCCUUCACCUAUCUAUUCUGAACGCUAUACUAGAUGUAGAAUGCCCGUUUUGCCUCGUCCAUUAUUCUAUGGAGGUGCACUUGAGUAACCUGCUUUCGGUAUGCCUCAACUUCCAGCACUUAAAUACACGAAAGCUCACUACUAUUUGCCGCUCUUGGUCUUGGCUUGCGUAGGUUAGUGGGCCGUCCCCAACAAACAAGGAUGUGAUCGUGCAUGACCUAUUGACUCCUUGCUCCCCCGGCGACCCCGAUGGCAUUGAGAUGGACUGGACCUCCAUUGCUAGCGACAAACUCAAGGAACCAAUUGUGUCACGGGUGAGUUCGUCUUCAUUAUUUUGCCAUUUCACCUAUAUGCGGGCAAUUUAUGGAUAAAGUUCUGCACUGAAUGAUUAUAGGACUGUUUGGCAAACACCUACUCGGCAAAUGGCUAGUUAUCACUUAGGUAGACAUUGCAAAAUUCACAAAGAAGGCCCGCCGCUGCGUCCGAGUCUAAGUAUUCCCGAAUUCUUCCGAAACCAUGAGAUUGCAGCGUGCUUAUAGAUAAAUUUAAAGCCAAUCCGGAGCCAACUAACCUUACGCCGUCGUCGUAACACUUAUGCAUUUUUCGAAUUAAUAGAGAACUGCAGUGUCCUCAUUAAAUGUUGCGUAACUGUCAACUAAUUCGCUCGUGAGAUACAUUACCAAACCAUCUCUUUGAGUACAGAGAAAACUCCUUAAAAUUGGUAUGUCAGUAGACACGUUAAGGCACUUUCUACUCAGAUUUAAGGUGAAUCCUCAGUUGUCAUUAGACAGAUGGACCCUCCCUGAACUGAGAGACCUGGAUAAAGAAAUGCACCAGCCAGCUUUAAUUCCAUAAUGUUUCUUUGUACAAUAUACUCUGGACCGCGCCUCGUCCAACCGAGCGUAGUGCGAUGCCUUAGUCUCUAGGUCAUGCUCAUUCUCCAGUCAUGACUAUGUUGGAGGCAGAAAAGGAGAAACUCCUUAAUUUUUGGACCCCCAAUUAAACGGGCCACUCUGCGGAACCAUCAAGAUGUUCACUCACAUGAAGGAAGCGGGGUCCGGACAGUAGAUCAACGUCAAUGGUCAGAAAAGCGACUUGAUUGAUUGUUUAGCCAGCAAGACCAGAGAAUUUUGUUUAUCACCUAAAACUGAAGAUGAACCAAAGAUAAUCAAGGGCAUGUUAGGGAAAAACUUUUAUCCGGGAAUGUUAUAACGGAAAGUAUCUAGAAGAUGACAAAAGCUGGGAGGAUGGCUGCUGCAGGGAAGUCUUUUCAAACUGCAGUUUAUGGGCUGUUUCUGACGAAUGGUGAAAAGCCUGUUGAUUGCGACCAUUCCACGCGUCUUCCCUGCGAUGAAAUUCGGAGUACUAUUCACUGCAAGCACAGUUCUACGACUGCGGUAAGACGGGCUGCAAACUCGAUGGCACUUCUGCAUAUCUACUCUUUCACUUGCACCUGUCGCGCAGGCUGUACCAGUCGAGCGGUUUAACACUUUUUCAAAAUGACAGGAAGGUGCAUGUCAAUAUGACUAGGAAAAUGUGAAUCUAGUACGAUCAACAACUCAGUCCUUGCCUACCUAUUGGACACCGGCUAUCGAGCGGGCGCCAAUGAAAGCUUUCAUGCAGUCUACACAGUACCACCAAAUUGCCAGCCUCUGCAGCAGUAUGUGCUAGCCACAGCUAAGACGGUGGAAAUCCGCAUACGCAGCCUAGCACUGUACAUUUAAUCAUUUGUUCCGGACACCAUUUGCCGAGACUUAGAGACCCUUUAGCGAUUGGGUGCUGUGGCAUGUUAAACCUGAACCCUCCAACCCGAACACCUCCCGGACUAUCAGUACCAAGGGAACUACUUCGUCUCCCACCUCUUUGUAACUUCCUCCCGAAUACCUACUUGCUAUAUUUGACGAUAACUGAUCGGGAAUAUGUUCAUCAAAUGCCUUCUAAACUUUAACAGGCCCGCCAUUUAAUCGUCUCACUUUAUUUGCAAAAUCCAUCAUAUGCUUUGAUGGUUAGAAUGCAUUCGCUGCCGGAAUCAAUCUGAAGUUGUGAAACACUAACAGGCGAGGGGUCCUAGUUGACGAGAACGGAGAGCGUUGUUGACUGGUUAUCCCACUAAUCAAAAAUUGGGAAUGCGACCAGCGACCGGCGUAAACAUCGUCAAUUAACUUUUUGGCCAGCCGAUAUUUUCCGCACGUAUGGUAGAUGUUAUAACUCAAGAAAUUUUAACCGAAAUUCUGAUAUGCGUUUUCGAUUCAAAAAGAUUACUUAAGUAGGGUUGUAAUAUUAAUCACCGUGCUGCAUAAUUCAAAACUAAUUUAGUUACUUCAGGGUGCCGGCUUUUGAACGAGCUUCUCCCCAGCCGGCUGCAAAAACUACACUCUGUAAAGAAUGGCCACCUAAGUAGCAUGAAUUUUUCCCACUGAUUCUCAAUGCCCUGAUAAAUUCAAAUAUAUUUCAUAGAGAACAUGCAUAAAAAUAUUCAUCCUCUUACUCAUUUGGUGGAAAAUUACGUCUUCUUCAAAUUUUAUACUUGAAGGAAGGGUGUAAUUCGGUUUAAAAAAAACUUUUCCGAUUCCCGUACAGUUUUGAACCCGACCUGCCGUUGCACUUACAUUCAGCGUUUCCAAACCGCGAGUUGUAUCUUUUCCGUUUACGGGAAAUCAUGCAUUUCUAUACGCUAUUAAGCAGAGACCAUAUGGGGCUCAUAACAUUUGGCAGUGGAUUUGGGUCAUAUUGUUAACUUUACCAGCAACGCUAGUAAAUGCAGACACAAGAUGUUUCAUAAACGGGCAUUUCGCGGUCUUAAAAGAUCUCAUAAUUAGAAACUUUUUAAGACCGAAUUAUACCCUCCCUUCAAUUAUAAAAUUUGAAGAAGACGUAAUUUUCUGCCAAAUGAGUAAAACUGAGUAUUUUAUGCAUGCUCUUUAAGAAAAAUAUAUUCUUUAAGGGCAUCAACAAUCAAUGAGAAAAGUUCAUACUACUUAAGCAAUCCUUUUUUGCAGCGUGUAGUUUUUGCAGGUGGGCCGGAAGAAGUUCAUUCAAAUGCCGGCAUCUUGAAAUAACUGCAUUAUCACGGGAUUAUACUACACGGUAGCUGAUAUUACAACCCCACUUAAGUAGUCUACCCGUGUCGGAAUCACAUUUCGGUAUUUUGGUAAACAUUUCAUGAGUUAGUACAUCUACCAGGAUUGUAACCGGUUUACAUGGCCAUCACUGGGUAGUAUUCUCGACGCUAGCGGCGGCGGCUACGACGACCACUGCUGUCCCCAAUAGGCUGCACUGGCAGCUUAAGUCUGAACGUAUUGUAAGGGAGAUUUGCGCAGCACCUCCUCAAACUUGUCAUGUGACGGUCCGAUCGUCGUUACUGACGCUGUCCACCGUGGGCCCCGCAACAUGACCGGCGAGGCCACGGUGACUCGCGCGUAAAUCAGUUGAUAGUGGUAGUAGACUUCCGCAGCAUCUACCGCACUCUCCCUCGCCCACCUCAACCCGGUGUCAAGAGAGAGUCAAGAACACGGGGGCGGGAUCGGACGCAGUGACUGACAAAGCUAAACAGCUUGCCUGCGCGUGCCCCACGCAUGACCGGGCUCCCCACCCAGCACAUCGGGAUUUUCCACAUAGGGGUGGGCGGUCCGGAUCUCACAUACGUGAGCGUGCCAUAGAGGCCACAUUAAGGGGAGCCAUUCCAGUCUGACUCUCCGUUCUGAGAGGACCCAGUUACCCUGUCAGCCUUCCAAGACGCGCCUUUUAACGCACCAUAAUAGUUAAAAAGUGCGUCAGAUUUUUUAUAGUGAGGGAAAUACUCUGCGUACCAUAGGGCCGGAGUCCCAGAGUCGGCCCCACUCUCGCCCUUCUCCCAGACAUCAGUCUGAGCCAGACAGUCGUCUAAUGCGGCUAACAGAACUAAGCGACCCGUCUGCGCGUGCCACACACGACCUGGCCCUUCGCACAAAACACAUUUUCACACAAGGGGGAUACUUGGCGUGGAUCCCAGUCGUGAGAUUGCCGUAGAGAUUUAUCCCUGGAAGAGGGGUUACCCGUUAGCCCAACUGCCAGCUACCUGCCGCGUCCACAGGCGUCCAGCCAAAAACGCUGGAGGAGACAACGCCGACUAUGCAGUCUGAAUGGCUGUUGGAGACCUGUCUGUAGUCAAAAUCCCAGAGCAACCUCAUGAAAAUGUUCGGCUACAGUUUUAUGAUCCAUGCUACAACGUCCGCGGGGACCGACGCGCUCCGCAACCUUGCUCCAGUGGUGCUGGCGGAUAGUAAGCGAGCUUGACAUUUGCAUUGGAUGUUGGAUUAUGCGAACGUUUCUGAACCCUUGUACCCAAAGUCUCACGCCGCAUAGUGUUUAUCAGCACGACGUAGAUAUCUGCCGCCUGUCUGAGGUCCGAAUCUCCUACUCAGGUGCCCAAAAAAUAGAGAUUUGGCGAGUCAGCCCCCACUUCCACCCUGUGCUACAGCGGCCCAUGUGACUCUUCCAGUAGUCACAAUGUGACGAUCGGCCUCGCAACAAGCGAGCCGUGCACUAGUGGCAUGGGAACCAGUCAAUUACCGAGUGACUUACGUUGGGUUAAGGGGUCACUAUAUGAACAUCGCUGUCGUUUCCGUGUGCGCACCGACAUCAUCUGCCAAACAGCGCGAUAAAGGGGCCUACUAGCGGCUGCUGUAGUUACUUGUGAUCUGCUUAUUGUUGCCGGGGCCUGGAACAGCCGGACUGGACCUGUCUACUCUUCAAAUAAUCACUUUAUUUGUCGUCCUUGACUUAGAUCUCGAUGCAACAAUGGUGAGAUGCUGAAUUUUGCUGAUUAGAACCGACUGUUUGUCACCGACACAGGCUUACAGCAUCGCCACAAACACCUGCUGACCUGUUACUCAAACAACGGUCAUCGGCCAGUCAUAUUGACUGCAUUCUAGUUCGUUCAAGGUUCCGCAGCUGGAUUCACAAUGUCAGAUCGGUGCGUUGUGCCGAAAUGGGCAAAACCCAUGAGACUGACCAUGUUCCCGUUCGCACGUACCUGAAGUUUCACCUCUCAUCUACACCUACAGUGCCGCGUUCACUACGCCUUGAUGUCACCAAACUUCGACCACCCAACACCGCCGAGGCCCUUAGCACAGAUGUCCGGUCCCGUUUUACGACCCGAGCUGAAGGAGAAGACAGUGGUCAGUGGUCAUCAUUAAAGUUAAUAGUCUAUGGUGCAGCUGAUAAAAUCUGUACAUCCUUCCAGGAAUGCAGCAGUGACUAGAUCGGUGGAAGAACCUGUAAUUGUCAGCUCACACCGCUGGGGCCUGUUACCGCAAUAAUGAUUCAACUCCGAAGAAUGACGGCAGAAUCAGCUGGGGAUGACCGAUAGAAACAUUGGGCUAAAACAGCGACUUCCAUGGAGCAGGCCUCAAACGUUGGUGACACUCGAAAACUGUACCAAAUUAUCUGUCAGGUUAGUUACAAACCCUAGGUCAUUAGUGAUGUGAAUUGCGACUUUACUGUUGACAGCUCGGCCAAGUCGAUCUCUGACGUGAUCACUUCGAGCACCUUCUCAACCUCGAUAAGCAACCCAACACGUCCUCACUCUUCUCCGCAGCGGAGUUUUAUCUCAGUCCAGCCUAUGCAGUGUCAUGCGACCCCUCUUCUGAGGAAAAAGUUGUUGAUGCAAUACAAGGGCUGCGCGACAACAAGGCACCCGCAGGGGACGGUCUUCCUGCUAGAAUCUACAAGUCUUGUGUAGACACUGACGCCCUGGCUCCAUGUGGUGAUUACGCAGACGUGUACAGAUGGAGUCGUUCCUAAUGACUGAGGCUUGGACAUCCUGAAGCCUGUCUUCAAGGAAGUAGAUUAGAUAAGGCGCAAGAACUACCGUGACAGUCUCACCGACGUUGCCAGGAGGGUCUUCGUUGUUGCCCUUCUCAUCCGAUUCCAGACUGCGCGUGACUCAUAGAACGAGGCCCAACCAAGCCGAAUUCUGAGCCGGGCGUGGUAGUGCGGACCAACUAUUCACACUGCGGCGCAUUCAGGAAUUCCGUUAUGGCAACCAACAGCCAUCUGCUUUGUUGACUUCGUCGCCGCAUUCUAUUCCGUUCAUCGUGAGUCUAUGUGGCGAAUAAUGGGACCAGAUGGUAUGCCGGCCAAAAUUAUUGCCGUAGUCAAAGCCUAAUAUCGCCCCUCUAGUGCGAGAGUUCUGGUCCGUAACAAUCUGUCCCAACCGGUCGAUAUCCAAUCUGAUGUUCGACAAGGUUGUAUGCUAUCGUCUAUUUUGUUCAACUACGCCAUUACUGAAUCCUCAGAGGGGCUCUGCACGAUUUUGACAGUGUUUAUUAGGCACCCGUUCGCCGGCUGACUGGUUUUGACUACGCUGACGGUAUCGCCUUGUUAGUUCCAAUCUUUGGUGAUCUACAGUCCGUGGUGUCAUGGGUGGAUGAAGUCUCUACGUCGGUCGGUUGAUCCAUAAAGACUGGGAAGACCAAUUUGUUCUCGAGCCGCAUCCCUGACCAAGAGAAGGCACUCCUUGGGAUUAAUGGCCAUCAACUCGAAGAGGUGAACGGCCUCAAAUAUCUCGGGACGAGGCUGUUGCCCAAUGGACCGAGUAAGGACAUUGUCCUCUAAUCGAUACUGCCCGCAGAUUUUUUUCAAAUUCCUAGAAAUCGUCUGUGGACCCGACGCAACAUCUCCAUCACCAAGACUAUUCGCGCGUACCGUGCAUCCGUCUGGUCAGUCCUACUCUACUUUGGUAAUGCUGGGCUUUGCACGUGAAAAAUUAUCGAAAACUGAAAGUAUUUGAUCACCGUUGCGUGGGAGCCAUCCGUCGACUGAAGUGCACCAACUUCAUCUCCAAAGAGACAGUUCGCACUUUCUCCGACAAUAUCGCGAGGAUAUUUAAGACCAUCUGAGAAAGGCAACUGAGUUUUGGGCAGGUUCUCUGUUGCCCGCCUCACGAGCUCAGUUGCAUUCCCCUCAAUCUGGCUUCGUUGCCCACUUGGAGGCGUUGAAGAGGUCAACUCUAGACCUGCCUUGACGCAAUUUUUACAAGACAUGGAAGUGGUUCUUGGACCUUCGGUAUUCGGUCUCUGUCGCUAGAGAAAAAAGGUGGAUCGGGCCGUAUAGAUUUGUUUUCGCAGAUCGUCACCCGUGGAGACGUACAAUAAGUGACACCACCGAGGCCGGCUAGAUCAGGAGUGAUCACAGCCGUACCAAGUACAAGUAAAUACACAGGGGAUAUGUUAAGAAGCCGUUAAGCCUGACCCACAGUCCCCCGGUCGACUGCGAGGUCUAUGGUGUAUCGUUAAUUGGUAAUAUUCCAUCUCACGAUGUUUAAUGCGUAACGGUAGAUUUUAGUGUGCCAACUCCAGUAUAGUGAUGAAAUGCCAUGAAGGAUCGUGAAGAUGGGAUCCCCAGAGUCGACGUCACUUUCUCCUCCCUCAUCUAUGCACCAGUCGAUUGUCCAAGCCGGUCAGUCAAAUGAUGUUAAGAUGGGGCGCAGGAGCUGACAGAGCUAAAACAACCCGUCCUCAUGCGUCACAGAUACAACCUGGCCCCACACAAGACACGAAGGGGUGAACAGCUCGGAUCUCACAUGCUCUAGUGCCGCAUAGACCACGUGGAGAAACCCACCAUUUAACAGUGGCAAGACAGUCGAUGCCGCUGGAGAUGGGUGUGAGCGCAGUAACUGACAAAAUUAAGCCGCCCGUCUGGCCUUGCCACACACGACCUGAUCUCUAACGGCACUCGAAGAAACGGAGUUCCUGAGCCUCACGCAAAUUUGAGCAAGUAUUGAGAAGGGACUAUUGAACCUGACCACGGUUCACCGGAGGAGGUCCGAUUCAUCCAUUCAUUUGGCAACCUUCCAAGUCACGACUUUUGGUCUCUUGUGUUUAUUUUAGUGAAGAAAGUGUGCCAGAGUCGCGUUUCGUCAGUCUUCCUCCUGUGUGCCAGUGGCAAUUCUGAUUUAAGCCACCUGGAAACGAGAGCGGACACAGCAAAUGGCAUGGUACAAUGCCCCUUCUGAGUCUUAGCACUCUUUACGUCCUAAUGCAAAUGCGCAGUCCCUCCAACUCGAGUCUUUUUGACUUUUGCCUGAUAAUGUCUUUUGCGGACCCUUGGCCAUUACUUACUGGUUACAGCAAAGACCUUUGCUCUAAAACCCACCUUGUAUGUCUGACUUAUACGAUGUGAUAGUUACUGCUGGCGUGUAUUUCUGUAUUCUUUGGGAGCCGUCGGACUUUUUACUGCACGCCAGAAAGCACAAAAAGCCACGUACGAAGCUAAGUAGGUUUAGAAUGGACUUUUCAUCAGCCUCUCAUUGGAAAGGUCGGACCGAGUCAACUUCCAUUUCUGGUUUAAUCAUACCAGUCAUUCUUACCCCUAGCCAACAUUGCUACCAGAAACGAACAUGGCAUGUGGACUUCGGAAGUGGUACACAGGUGAGGUCAAGCGUUGAGUCACCAACACCACGGGGACCAGACAACGUGUGCCUCGCGUAGACAGACUGUUCAAUUCUGCCGGCCAUUGCUACCAACCCUACUCUUAGUCGGCUUAAUUCUGAAGUGCCACCGGUGCUCGGGAGGACGCAGAGAGUGUGAAGGAAGUCGACACGAGGGAUCCCAUCCUCUCAGGGAAUCAUGACAUUCCUCAUCACAAUAAAUCUGACGCGUUUGAAUCUAUGACGAUGCGCCUUAAGUCGUGGCCUGCAAGGUUGUCAUUUGACUGGACAAGUCGGUCCUUCACACGACCGAGAGUCAGGCUGCAAUGGUUAACUAGUGUGACCUGUGUGGCAUUCUCGCCUACACGAGAUCUGAAACACCCCUCAUUAAAUGUAGCCUAGCGCAUCUGGAACGAUGACCAGCAGAUCGCGUGCGGCACGCGUCGACGGGCCCUUCAGCUUUGUCAGUCACCGCGUUCGCGCCCGCCACCGGUCGUGUAGAAUUUGUCCUACCGUCGGAACAAGGUGGACAGACGAUGAGUGAAGUAGACGCUGCGCAAGACUACUUCACCAUGAUGACGUUGACGCUCAAGUCAACGCUGGUUGGGCAUUUCGCGUUCACUUUUUGAAUAUUCACUUGCUCCUAGAAGUUACCAGUGUAACAAAUUAAAGUACAGCCGGCUGAAACCACCGCUUUAAUUUUUAAAACUUAAAGCGUUCCUGCGUCUUUGUGAAGAACGUAAUCAUUUGCACAUUGUCCCACCUGAUUUGCGCAGAUCAUGAAUGGACUCGGAAAUUUGCAAAGGCUCUCUUCAUGGGCUUUUCUGACCUCGAUUAGUUCCAUCUGGCAGGCAACGGUUCUGAAACAUGUGGGUGUAGUCUGUCGUAGUUAUUAGCGCGGAAUAAAUCGCUUGGAGAAAAAUAACUGUCGAUUGUCAUCCCAGAAUAUCCUGUUCAUAAUAAACUAACUUAGAAGCAUAUUAUGCAUAAAAGGGCUUUUUGCAGCACGGGUUAGGCGAAAAACCAAAAUGCGCAAAAUGAUCAUCUAGGUUGCCGUCAUCACAUCACUCGCUUUGUAUGUCUGCCGUUGUUUCAUUGCAUCUUGCAUCUUUUGUUUACCGUUAGGAUGACAUGAUCCAUUCACUGGAACGGUCCAAGCCCACCGUUAAUGAGGACGAUCUCAAGAAGUUGCGCAAAUUCACCGAAGACUUCGGACAGGAAGGUUAA
Messenger RNA from Spirometra erinaceieuropaei, 16924 nucleotides. The record is from the annotation of a GenBank genome assembly. NCBI's taxonomy places the organism in Eukaryota, Metazoa, Platyhelminthes, Cestoda, Diphyllobothriidea, Diphyllobothriidae.